This is a messenger RNA of Effrenium voratum, 2103 nucleotides long. The record is from the annotation of a GenBank genome assembly. NCBI's taxonomy places the organism in Eukaryota, Dinophyceae, Suessiales, Symbiodiniaceae.
AUGGCUCUCAACGAGUUGACCCCGAAGCCCCGGGUCUUGCCGCCGCUGGACCGGGCUCCGUCGGACGAGGCACCGGCCCAAGGCCCACUGCCAAGGCCACCCUCCGGGGAGCGCAAAGGCUCGCUGCCCCCUCACCGGCAGAAAGAGGCGGAGAACACCAGGGUUGACACAGACCUAGGUCUUCCGAAACAGCUCGAUGAGGACAGCGAGCCAAAGGACGGAAAAGAGUCCCGGCAGGUCAGCAAAGACGAAGCUAGGAGUGAGCCAAAGGACAACGGAAAAGAGUCCCAGGUCAGCAAAGACGAAGCUAGGAGCCAGAGCAAGGGGAGGUGGAAGGGCUUGCGCAAGUCGCUCUCCCGGAUGGACACCCGAAGGCUGUUGGCAGACGAGGCGGAAUCCAAUGAGUACCUGAGGGGCUAUCUGGAUUUAUUGUAUCGCCAGGCCGAACAGCACCUUCUGUGGGUGAAGCUGGAUGCGCAGCCAUCCGUGGAGGUCCGGAAGCCGGUCUUUGAGGCUUCACGGACCUCCUACUCCCAGACGAGAGGUCGCACCACCUCGGCCUUCGAUGCUGCGAAUGAAGACCAGGAGUUUGAUCUGGAUUCCUUGACGGUCAGUGCUCAGCUGCGGAGGUUUUCGAACGUGAGCUUGGAUGCGAGGGUUCGGCGGCAGAGCGCCUUUGUGAUUCAAAUGGCGCCGGACGAGCUAGACGAGGAGGAGGACGACGUGGACAUCUGCAUGGAGACCUCGAAGAGCGAGGGGGAACGGGAAGCCUCACGGAAGGCCACCAAGGAGUCCAGAGUCUCCGGGGUCUCCGGGGUCUCAGAAGUGGAGCAUCCGCUCCUGGGGGUGCUCACCCAAAAGAAGGUGGAUCCCAACCAGGUUCGGCAGAUCCUUCUGGGCUUGGAGGAUCCGUUCACGUGGCUGGAAGCUCCACUCAGCGAGGACCUGCCUAGACCCUUGGUGGUGGUGGUGGGCGAGAAUCGCCCUGAACUGGUGGAAGUGCUUCUGGAGUUCCGCGCGGAUGUGAACACGCCCUACGAGGGGGAGAACAACUGGAAGGGUUGGAUCAAGCCGGGCCAACCGCUGCUGGCCAGCGUCUCCAACCGCAAGGGCCGGUUUAUCGGCACCAUGCUGGCGGACCGCCUGGGCCAAAUCGAGGAGCUCCUUUUUGCGGCCACGGAGCCUGCGGAGGUGGACGAGCUCAAGGAGGAGGACGGCACCGCCUCCUGCAUGAGCGGCAGAUCGGCCUUCGGCACCAUCUCGGCCACCUGGGGCACCGAAGUCAUGAAGAGACCGCGGCACACCGUGGGACAUCCCAAGGGGAUUUAUGAGAUUCUCGAGCAUUUGGGAGAGGGAGACACUAGCUCGGUUUGGGCCGGCUUUCAUCUGCAGACGAGCGUGUCAGUGGCCAUCAAGAUAGAGCCCAAGACCGAUGAGGCCGGCAUGUGGGAAGAGAUCCAACUGAUGCGGAACUUAAGACAUCCCAAUGUUUGUCGCCUCUUCGAGACCUUUGAGAGCGAGACCCAAGUCUUUGUGGUCCUGGAGCUUUGUCAAGGAGGCCGACUUUAUGAUGUGAUCUGCGUGGAGGGCCAGGUGAUGAGAGAACCCCGGAUCCUGCGUCAGCUGGCUCAAGCGGUGGCUUGCCUCCAUGACCACAAGAUCUCCCACAGAGACAUCCAGUUGGAGAACUUCCUACUGGCGGAGCUGGACGCCCCCAUCGAGCAGGCCACCGUGCGGCUCAUCGAUUUUACCACCGCCAAGGAGUAUGGCAACGGCCACAUCUUGAUGACCAAGAUCUGCACGCCCACCUACGUGGCGAAGGAGAUCUUGACGAGAAAGAUGGAGGCCUACACGGAAAAGGUGGAUAUUUGGUCUUUGGGCGUGGUUUUCUACAUCAUGUUCUCUGGACAUCCGCCCUUCAUAGGGGAUAGCGACUUCGACGUCCUGAAGCAGGUUAAGAAGGGCCACUGGAGCUUCGAGCCGGCCGAUGCUUGGGAGGAUGCGCCCGAAGAAGCCAUGGACCUUAUCCAGCGCAUGAUUGUGCCUGCCGCUGAGCGCUUCUCUGCACAAGAAGUGCUGAGCCACGCGUUCUUGUCCCACUAA